Messenger RNA from Diplodia corticola, 5919 nucleotides. Its product is annotated as ankyrin repeat protein. The record is from RefSeq and is a predicted model, not a curated record. Gene Ontology annotation, molecular function: protein binding. Lineage: Eukaryota; Fungi; Ascomycota; Dothideomycetes; Botryosphaeriales; Botryosphaeriaceae. Bases 1 to 5919 code for a protein of 1972 amino acids. The transcript has a single exon. Gene Ontology annotation, cellular component: cytoplasm.
AUGCCCGCCGGUAAGACCAGGAAGAGGAUUCGCAACCGGCUCUUUGCGCCGUGCCGGUCGCGGCACGAUGCAGCUCUCAGUGGCGGCGGCGGCCUCAAUCCGCCCGCCCGGAGCGUCACGAACCGCACCACUUCGGACCGCGCCGUCUCCCCUAUUCCGCCUUCUUCGCACGCCGGCGCCGCGGGGACGAGGUCGCGGGCGUCGAUCUACAACGACGCUGCGCUGACGCCUUCGUACCGCUCGCACCCGCAGCUGGCGUCCGUCAACGUGCCCGAGAAUGGGCUGGCGAGGGGCGCGCUGACGGUGCGCAAUCCGGGAGCAGCCUCGCUCGCGUCGGGCGCGUCGUCGGCCUACUCGGUGCAGAGCUGCUGUUCGCCGCACCUGUCGACCAUCUCCGAGUCGAACAAAGGGCGGACGACGACUGGGACGGAAGCGUCGUCCAGCAGUACGACGUCGCGCUCCUCUUCCCACCACCACCACCACUCCCAUCAUCAUCAUCAUCAUCAUCGACAGCCGUCAGACUCUCCUUCUCGGCUGGAGGAGUCCAAAGAGCCGGCACGGUCAGAAGAGCUGCCGGAGGAAAGCACUGAGGGACAGCCAGAGACUGCUACCAUCGUUCCUGAUGCUCACACUCCGGGGCCGGUUCCAGCCGACACGGCCAAUACCAAUUACCUCACACCGGGCUGGCAUCGGCGCAACGACUCACACUCGUCACUGCUAAAGUCCCGCGCCGAGUUCUGCCGCCAACCGGUUGACUCGCCCUUCACUGGCACCUUCCCGGACGACAUCGCGGCGACGGCGUACGCGCUGAUCGCCGCCUCCGAGUCGGUCCAGGAGCUGAGGCACGCGCUGGACUGGGCCGAUGGCGGCUCCUCCUAUUGCGAUGAAAAGCCCCGCCACGAGGACGACGAAGACGACGACGCCCGGCCGUCAGUCGACCAGGCGAUGGACCGCGAUGGAGCGCAGACCGCAGCAGAUCAAGCACCUCCCACCACCCCCACAGCCACCACCGCCCUCACUGCUGCCGACGACGACGACGACGACACCGCCGCGGCGCCGUCAUCGGGCCAACAUGUGGACGGUGGAGGCGCCAAGCUGGACCACCCCCCCGCGCCGCCGAUCAGCGUCGACGAUUCGGUAUCGGUGUAUUCGCAGUCGUCGUCAUCGGAAGAGGGGCAGGACGAUCGUCAGCCCGCGCACGAUUCCAUCUCCUUGACGGUCGACGAACUGUUCGGGCCCGCAUCCGGCGCAGCGGCGCUGCUGCCGCCGCCGCCGAACAGCGGCGUCGAGAGGGAAGAAGAGGACGUCCAAACUGCUGCCAGUGCCGCACCACUGCCACCAUCGUCAUCGUCGUCGUCAUCGUCAUCAUCAUCAUCAUCAUCAUCUGCUGCGGCCGAGAGUCCGGCCCCGACGUUUUUCGCCGAGUUGACGUUCAGGCCGGCGCCGCUCCGGCCGCAGAAACGGUCGGCGACGCCGCCGCCGCCGGUCGUCGAGGAUGUGAGCGAGAUGAAGAGCAUCGUCCCGGACUUCGCUGUGGCGGAAGGUGCGGACGAUGCGGCUUCGGAGGUUCUGGCCGACGAGGACUUUGCGGACGACGAUGAAGACGAGGCCGUGGGCAGUCGGGAGACGACGUCGCAAGAAGAGAAGGAGACUGAGCUUGAGAAACGGCAGGGGUCAUCGCUGACAGACGACGACGACGACCGCAUCUCAAGCCCGGGAGAUCUGGCGCCGUCUGGCGUGGAGGAGACUGAGGUGGAUCACGUGGCCGCUGAAGUUCGGGAUCAUGGUGUCGAUGCUGUGGAUUCGUUGCAGCCGAAGCAGUAUGCCGUACCUGAGUACCGCCCGAAAACACCUGAGAGCGCCGCGACUUCUCUUCCCGAUCCUGAUUUUAUCAUCGCCUUCCCCACGGCUGAGCCUCGAGUUGAGUCUCGGGUUGAGACCCGAGUUGAGCCUUGUGCGGAGCCCCGUGUAGAGUCCCGAGCUGAGUCUUGUGCGGAGUCCCGUGCAGAGUCUCGACCUGAGUCCCGGGUUGAGGAUUGUGCGGGGUCCCGUGCAGAGUCUCGAGUUGAGUCUCGUGCGGAGUCUCGUGCUGAGUCUCUGGUUGGCGAGGAUCAAGCGCCUGUCUCCAGCACUCAGUCUGCACCGUCACUAGCGGAUGGCUUUGUUGAGGAGCGGCCGCGAACGCCAGAUCAUGCUACCGGCAACUCCGCAUCUUGCGAUGCGGAACUGAUCUCGCAGACCCCGGACGAUGUAAGAUCUCUUGGUGACCACCAAAAAAGCUCUCCGGAUGACGGAAGAAGUCCUCCUCUCGACGGUAGGGACGCUCCGACCGAAGGAAGCUCUCCGCAAGAUGAAACGAACCCUCCAUCUGACACACACGUUCCAGAUGAAAGCUGCAAACCCGGCUCGUCGGCUGACGAGGAGAACAACAACCUCGACAACGACGGAGACUUCGGCUGCUACCCGGACGACGACGGCCCCGGCACCAGGAGCAGCAGCAGGAACUCGGAGUACUCGUCCUCCCUUAACGGACAGACGCUCGUCGAAGAACACAGCGACAACAAAGAAAUCAUCAUUCUUCCUUCAGCGGAUGCCGCCCUGGCAGAAGCGCGCCCUGAUGUUGCGGAAGCGGCAGCGGAUGAUGUUGAAGAGCAAACUGGCCAGUCUGGUUCUCCAGCGGCUUCUCCUCAGCAUCCAGCCGCCCAAGCAGACAGCCUACUCCCUCCAGCCCCUUACCAGCUGGAGGAAUGUCCCUCUCCAGCAAUAGCUGUAGCGCCGACGCCCCCGGCCCUCCCGAAAACUCCACCGCCACCGCAGCAACCGGCCUUGUACUUCGACCAUGACGAAGUCGAUGCCGGCACUCCCGAUGCCGCCACCACCGGUACCACUACUCCGUUCCCUGCCUUCUUCGCCUCCGACACCUGCCGCACCUGGUCGUCAGACGGCGGUCUCCUGCGCAUCACCGGCGCACCCGGCUCGGGCAAGUCGACGCUGAUGGCCAACCUGGUGGAACACUUUGAGGAGACGAUGAUGAUGACGGCUGCUGCUGCCCCCAGUACUGCGACAGAAGACGUUUUCACCAGCCCCAAGAGUGGCGGUGACCGUCCGAGCAGCAGCAACGGUACCAUUGUCUCGUACACAUUCCACGCCGCCGAGCCGGUCAUGGUGGACCCGAACCAGCACGCCCGCGGCAAACCCGUUUCUGGCCUCCUGCACGCGCUGGCCCACCAACUGGCCCAGCAGGAGCAAGAGCAGCUACAGCAUGACAAGAGAGAUUACCUGCCUCACAACGGAAGCGAUGCCCCCUCGGAGCUCGCAGCACUGUAUGCGGCCGACGGCGAGGAGCAGCAGCGCCACGCGCUGAGCAGGUGGGACUUGUCGGAGAUGGAGCUGCAGGAAGUGCUGCUCAAGCACGCGCGGACUAGGUACUGCGGCAGCACGGGGAAGUCGCGGGGCCGACGGCUGUGGGUCUUUGUGGAUGCGGUGGAUGAAGUUGGGAACGAGGAGGCGGUGGGCGAUCUGCUGGACUUCUUCGCGAAGCUGGCGGCGGUGCCGGCGGUCGGGGUGUGCGUGUCGGCGAGGGAGGAAGUGGGGAAGGCAGUGUUCAGGCCGGGCGACGAGAACGGCCUGCAGGUGCGGGUGGAGGACUUCAACGCGGAGGACAUCGCCGACUACGUGCGCGGCGAGCUGGCCUUCGCGCUGGACCACUUCACCGAGAGAGAGUUGGAGGACGUGAGCCAGGUCGUCGAGAAGAGGGCGAGAAAUGUCUUCCUCUGGGCCAUCCUGGCCGUUGACAUGGUGCAGAGGGACUUCAGGGGCCGCACACGCAAAGCGGUCCGGGAGGCGAUCGAGCGACUCCCCUUCCAGCUCGACGACAUCUACCGCGAGCGGGUCCUGAACGUGCCGGCCGACCAGCGCGAGCCGUGUCUGCGGCUGCUCCAAUGGGUCUGCUUCGCCACGAGACCGCUGACCCUGCGUGAGCUCCGCGUCGCGCUCGUCCUCCGGCCGGAGACCAAGAGCCUGGCAGACGUCUACGCCGCGCCCGACUACAUCGCCAGCGACGCCGACAUGGCAGACGCCCUCGUCCACCUCAGCCGCGGUCUCCUCCACGUGCCCGCCUUCGACGUCCACUCGGCGCCCAUUGCCGCGCCCGUCCACGCAUCCGCAAAGGACUUCCUCGUCACCCGCAACGGACUGGACAUCCUCGCCCCUGAGACGUCGACACGCCCGACCCGGACCACGACCGACCUCCUCCUCUCCCGCCGGCUGCUCCACUUCCUCUCGUUCCCGGAGUACCACGACACGUCCAGGGACCCGGCGACGCUUCCCCUGGCCUCGUACGCGACCUACUCGUGGCACCUCCACGCCGAGUCGGCCGAGCACCAUGGCGCCGACCAGUCGGACCUGCUCGACCUGCUGCACACGGCCCCGACGUUCCCGCGGUGGUGGUGGUGCCACGCGACCAUCCUGUCCUCCCCUUCGUUCUCGCACCCGCACCAGCCGCCGCUGGACGUCAUGGACGACCGCCUGGCCGAGCUGCUCUACAUCCAGCACCGGCGCGCCGACCUGACCAUCUUCGACCUCGCCGCGGCAUGCGGCCUCUGCAGCACCAUUGGCGCCGCGCUGACGGCCAUCGCCGAGACCUUCUCGCCCACCACCUCCUCGUCUGACACCGGCGGCCUCGACCACGACAUCGGCGGCGGCGGCAACGCCGAGCGCACUCUCCUCCACUGGGCCGCCUUCUCGGGCAACGAGGCCAUGGUCGCCUUCUUCCUCGCCCGCCCGGACGCGCGCCCCGCCGCCGUCGACCGCAGGGGCCAGACGGCCCUGCACAUCGCCGUCAUCCAGGGCCACGCGCGCAUCGUGCGCACCCUCGUCGCCGCCCUGCCGCCCGGCGUUGUCGACCGCCGCGACGACGACGGCCGCGCCGCGCUGCACUACGCCACCCUGCUGCAGGACAAGGCCGUCAUCGAAGCCCUGCUCCAACCACCACCACCCGGCUCCACCGGCGGCCCCGCAGACGUCAACGUCCGCGACGCUUCCGGCGCGACCCCGCUGUUCGCCCCGUGCAAGGCCGGCGACGCCGACGUCGUCGAGCGCUUCCUGCAGCUGGGCGGCCCCGCCGUCAACGUCAACAUACGGACCUCGCCGCCCGCCGACGACGACGUCGCCAUGGACAACAACAGCAGCAGCAACCCCUCCUCGCCCCUCAAGCCGCCCCAUGCCGCCGCCGCCACCGCCGCCAACAAGAAGCAGACCGUCCUCCACGCCGCCGUCUCCCGCCGCCGCCGCGCCGUCGUCCGCCUCCUCACGAGCACCCGCCCCGACCUCGACGUCAACGCCCGCGACGGCGCCGGCGACGCGCCCCUCGCCCUCGCCGUCCGCACCGAAGACGUCGCCACCGUGUCCAUCCUCCUCUCCCGCCACGACAUCGACGUCAACAUCCGCCGCAGCCUCCUCCCAACCACCACCACCACCUCCCCCUCCUCCUCUCCCACCAGCGGCACCACCAGCAACGACGACAACCCCUACACCACCACCCCCCUCCUCUCCGCCGCCGUCUCCACCGGCAACCCCGCCCUCGUCGCCGCCCUCGCCGCCCGCCCCGACCUCGACGUCAACGCCCGCGGCGAGCACUGGCGCUCGCCGCUGCACACGGCCGUCGGCCUCGGCCACGCGCGCGUCGCCCGCCUGCUGCUGCGAGAACGCGCCGACCUCGACGUCAACGCCCGCGACGUCGACGGCUGCACCGCCCUCAUGGACGCCGUCGCCAGCGGCCAGGUCGACGUCGUGCGCGCGCUGCUGGCCCGGCCGGACGCGGACGUCUUUUCCGGGAGGGGGCUGCUGAUGGCCAUGGCGAGGGGGGAGGGGGUGAGGAGGGUGUUGGAGGAGAGGUUUGCGGGGGUGGUGGGGGUGUAG